Messenger RNA from Spirodela intermedia, 920 nucleotides. Lineage: Eukaryota; Viridiplantae; Streptophyta; Magnoliopsida; Alismatales; Araceae. The record is from the annotation of a GenBank genome assembly.
AUGGAGCAUCCUUUUUUUGGCAGCGAUUGCAGGGGUGGCUUCUUUGCUGACCAGUUUGAAAACCUGGCAAAUUUCCGGGCCCACUAUGAGUCCACCGGUCCCGAAAUAUGGGAGCAGACUGGAGGCAAUGUCCAAGCUUUUGUCGCCGCCGCGGGUACUGGUGGUACCUUGGCUGGGAUCUCACGAUUUCUGAAGGUUUCUCUCGUCUUCUAUCGCUUUUCAGGCAUACUUAUCGUCGUUAAAAGUUAUCAUUCGAUCAUCAAAUCGUUAUCUUCCUGAGAAAUCGCUAGUCGUUUUCUGGUAUGUAGAGCAGAAACCCAGAUAUCAAGUGCUUCCUGGUUGAUCCUCCUGGCUCGGGCCUGUUCAACAAGGUAACCAGAGGAGUGAUGUAUACAAGAGAAGAGGCCGAGGGGAGAAGGCUGAAGAACCCAUUUGACACCAUCACCGAAGGGAUUGGGGUCAACCGGCUUACCCAGAACUUCUUACUGGCAGAGCUGGAUGGCGCGUACAGAGGCACAGAUAGAGAGGCUGUGGAGAUGUCCAGGUUCAUAUGAGACAGAUUACCCUGGACCCUAAACCCAUAUCCGUAUUAGGCAUGAACCCAUUUAUUGGUGUUUAAUCAAAUGAUAUGUCUGUCCAACCCUUUAUUUCUUAUGAAUUUCCCAUGAAGACGAGACCGAUGAGUCUGAGUCUUGGUUUUCAGGUUUCUUCUGAAGAAUGAUGGGCUGUUCGUCGGCAGUUCAUCCGCCAUGAACUGCAUCGGGGCCGUCCGGUUGGCACGGGAGAUGGGGCCAGGCAACACAAUCGUCACCAUCCUGUGCGACAGCGGCAUGAGGCAUCUCAGCAAGUUCUACGAUGAUAAGUACCUCACAGACCACGGCUUGCUUCCUUCUGCCUCUGGCGUGGAGUUCUUAGACUAG